UUACUUAAACAAGAAAAAUGGCGGCAUGCUCCCUGUUUUUAUUUUUACCUGGUAUAUUGGUUUUCUCUGUUAAUAUUUAAUCUUUUCAAUGUGACAAACAUAUAAUUUUUUAGGUUGGUAAAAAAUGCAGCGAGUAAAUGAAAGCAAGAAUAAAAUUUUGGAUAUCCUAAAAGAAUUUGAUAUAGAUACCAAUUUUCCAGCAUACCUUAUUGAUCUCCUUGCAUACACCGGAUAUUCUAAUCAUAAAGCUCUCAGUUUAUUAGACGACGAAGACAUCGUAAAACUUGAAGAUUUUGCAAGAAAAACUUUACCUUUGUUACUUACAGAAGAGGAAAAAAUAAGUUUUUUUGGAAUUUUAUUAGAAAUCUUCCUGUGUUUUGCAUCGUGGAUGGAGACAAAAAACUACUACAAUUUUUGAGAACAAAAUGUAAAGAAUUUGAAGAAAAUAAGCGAAAAAGACUGAAUACUAACGAUAGAAUAAAUAAUCGCCAAACAAAAAAAAAAAGAAUAUCUGAGACACCAGGUACAUCUCAAGCUACAUUCCGAGGUACAUCCCUUUCUAGUACGGCUUCUGAUAAUGACUGCGCUUUAUCUUCUGAAGAAAAUAACUCGGAAAAUAAUGAAAGGAUCCGAGAGCACAUAAAAUUGGUUGUUCGCUCCUAUCAAGAAAAAUUCUUGAAAAGCAUAGGAGCAGAAGAAAGUUCUUGUCUUCAGGAACAAGCAACUAACGAUAUCAUUGUUGAAGUCAAGGAUGACGUGGCGUUUAUUCAAUGUAGUCGAUGUGAUUUUAGGUCAAAGGCAUACUGCGAAAUAGAUAAGAAGAGAAAUAAAAAAAGUGGGUCCUUUCAAACGUCAAUAGGCACUUUAAAACUCAUUUUAAAUUACCCUCCGAAAAAUCUACAGUUAAAAAAAAAUAAACUCGAAUAUAAGAAAAUAUUUUUUACCGUCUAAUUCAUCCUUGCCACCAGAAUGCCCAAAUUCACGCCCAUUAACAAACAGAGAAAUAGACUUAUCAGAAGAACAAUCUCCAGAAACUAUGCAGGAAAUCUCGCAGGAAAUAGACUUUUCUGAACAGAACUUGGAACAGGACAUAAAUCAGGAUAUUUGUAAUUCUGUAAUUUCAAUAGAUGACAGCAGAGGUGAAACCGAGGGUAAAACGGUGUGUAACUUGAAUAUUUCGCCGGCUGAAAACACGCCUAAAAGUCGUUCAAGAACGGAAAAAAAAUUUCCUACCAAAAAUUAAAUUUUGAUUCUAGUCAGACUAAAAUCACCGACUUUUAUAAAAUUUGUGAAGAAAUAAAAAGUCAAAUACUUAAAAACGCAACGCUAAAUAAAGCUUUUUCAACAUCAGCAAACAUUUUUUGUGAAAAUAGACAACCAGAAAUGUUAAAUAAUGAGUGUCAAAAACUUGGCCCAGAAUCGUUUUUUGAAAUGCUUAUAAGAGCCGUAAAUAAAAAUUCUUCAGAAAGCUCUUCUGCUAAUCGGUACCCAGAUGAACUAAAAAAUCUGUGCCUUUAUUUGUUUUUAACUUCAGGGCGUCUUGCAUAUGAGACUCUGGUAGCUAAUAUUCCAAACGGACUUCCUUCUGUUUCAACUUUAAGUAGAAGCUUGUCAAAAAAUUAUGAAAAAUGUGGAGAAGGAGAAUUAGCAUUUGGUCAGUUAAAAGAAUUCUUAGAAAAAAGAAAUUACCCUCUUCGGAUUUUUAUUUCAGAAGAUCAAACGGCUAUUGUGAGGCGACCGCGUUAUGAUCAAUCAACCAACCAGUUAGUAGGCUAUGUUCUUACUAAUUUGGAACACACUGGUUUUCCGAAGACGAAUCAAAACUUAAUAAAUUCAGUCUCUAAUAUUAAAAAUAUUAUAGAAAAUAGCGAUCUUGCAAAAAAUGCCUAAGUUUUUAUGGCUCAGCCUUUACAAGAUGGGGCUGCCGCAUUUUGCUUGACUUUGUUUGGGAGUAAUAACACAUUUACACAUGAAGAUGUAUUAUUAAGAUGGAAAUAUAUACAACAAGAAACCACAAAUUACAAUAUUGUAGUCGAUGGAAUUUCUUCUGAUGGGGAUUCUCGUUGCUUAAAAGCCAUGAAAAUAAUAGCCGGACUUCCUGCUUUCUCCAAACAAGAGACACCGUAUUCACCAUACUUUCAGGCAAAUUUUGACAUAAAUAAUCUAGUGCCAAUGCAAGACACAGUACAUAUUGCCACUAAAAUGAAGAACAGAUUAUUGAAUGAAAAAAUUGUGUUGAAAAUGGGAAAUUACGAAGUGUCGAAGGAUCAUCUAACCGAUUUGAUUAACACUGUUUCCAAAGACAAACAUUUAUUAUGCCUUAGUUAUCUGGAUAGUUCGGAUAAAAUGAAUUUUGAAGCCAUCGACAAAUUGUCGUCCACUCGUGUGAUCAGCUUACUAACCAGUGAUGUAUGCAAAGCUACCCGUCAGUUGCUUGUUCUCACUCGAUACAUUUUGGAUUCAUACUUGGAUAAGUCAUUAUCAAUAGAGGAAAGAGUUUACUUAAUUUGGUAUGUAACGCUCUUUUUACGUCUAUGGAGAGCUUGGAUUAAAGAACAAAGCAACUACACCUUGGCAAAAAAUUGGCUCACUCUCAAUACAUAUACUUGCAUAGAAUUAAAUGCACAUGGUUAUAUGAUCCUCAUUGAAAAGUUUAGAAGCAAUCCUGAAUUUGUGUUACCAUGGAUUUAUAGCAGCCAACCGUGUGAAAAAUUCUUUAGGCAGACGAGGUCGAUGACAUCAACUUGGUCAACUGUCGUAAAUUUUGACAUGCUGGAUUUGUUAAGAAGAAGACACAGAAUUCAAGCUAUAAAUAGUAUAAUAAACGAUUCAGGAGACAAAUUCGUGUUCCCCAGAGAGAGAAACAAGAAGCUAGGUGCUAAUUUAAGAAACAAAGAAACAUUUAUUCCGCCAACCGAAGAAUUACGAAAUGUUAUAAUAAAAGCCAGAGAUGAUGCAGUCAAUGAUUGUAAAAUACUAGGAAUAGAUAUGUUAGAAAAUCAGUGGGAGGCAGCUUUAACGGAAGUCUCUAUUCCAAAGCAAGAUGAUUCUGACCAUACAGACAGCAAUUUUUUGCUUCAAUCCAAUGUUGCCUCGACGGCACUUCAAGAUGAAGCAGAACAAUUAUCAGAAACCCAAUUAACCGCAAAUGAAGAAGAUAUACAAGAUAUUAACAAAGAUGAAGAGAUUUUGCAAAAUUUUACAUCCUUAGAUAUAAAAGACCUAAGCGGAUGCAAAACAGACAUAUCAGACAUCUCUUUAAUCAAAAUUAAAAUUAAUGAUAAAGAAAUGGUAGUUAAAAAAUCAACUUUAUGUUGGCUGUUUUUCAAAAGAAAAGGACGCUUGUCGAGCGAUAGGUUAAUUCGAUGCAAAGCUACGAGUGGACCAACGAGUUCCUCAAAAAAAAGAACAUCAGGUAUUAAUGAAAAAAUAGGCAAAAAAUGUGUCAACAACCGGGCCAAAAACACAGAAAAUUUGAAAACACAGAAGACUCAGCAGAAGAAGAAAAGUGAGAAUAUCUCAGAUUCUGAGACUUCAGUAAGUGAUUCGUUGUCUGUUCAUAGCGAGUUUGAGAAUGAAACCUUUUCGGAAGACGAUGAUUCUGAAAUAAGCUCGGAAGUAAGUAAUAUAAGUCGAAAUAUAAGUAUAUAACAGGAAGCUUAUUAUGCAGUAUGCUACGAAAGCUGGUAUUAUUGGAAGGAUCAUAAAAGUGGUAGAUAAUGCAAAAAGUGAGAUAAAGUUUUUAAAAUUAGAACUAGAUAAGUAUGUUUGGCCAAGAGAGGACGAUAAACAAAUUGUUAACAAUAAGUUCAUUUUUUAUGGUCCAGUGUCAUUAAUGGGUAAUGGACCUUUUCAUUUAAGACGAAAUGAGAAAAUAAAAAUUGAGCAAAUUUUUAAGACCAUUAAGAAAGAGCUAAAAGAGUUUUUGUAAAAUGUUUUGUUUUUUAGACAUGUUUCUUAAUAUUUUUUUUAUUAAAAUUUGUGUAAGACAUAGGUAUUCGUUUAUUGUCUUCUACAAAACCCUUAAAAAACUGCCC
Photinus pyralis (common eastern firefly) is the source of this 4037-nucleotide messenger RNA. RefSeq lists its product as uncharacterized. The transcript is spliced from 4 exons. Lineage: Eukaryota; Metazoa; Arthropoda; Insecta; Coleoptera; Lampyridae. Bases 1897 to 3651 code for a protein of 584 amino acids. The record is from RefSeq and is a predicted model, not a curated record.